This is a messenger RNA of Haplochromis burtoni (Burton's mouthbrooder), 18858 nucleotides long. It is a transcript of the gene npas2, whose product is annotated as neuronal PAS domain protein 2. Gene Ontology annotation, biological process: circadian regulation of gene expression; regulation of transcription by RNA polymerase II. Gene Ontology annotation, cellular component: nucleus; cytoplasm; CLOCK-BMAL transcription complex. The transcript is spliced from 22 exons. NCBI's taxonomy places the organism in Eukaryota, Metazoa, Chordata, Actinopteri, Cichliformes, Cichlidae. Bases 14304 to 16922 code for a protein of 872 amino acids. Gene Ontology annotation, molecular function: DNA-binding transcription factor activity, RNA polymerase II-specific; protein dimerization activity; RNA polymerase II cis-regulatory region sequence-specific DNA binding. The record is from RefSeq and is a predicted model, not a curated record.
UAACUAUAUUAUAUUAAAAAUUUGAUAUUUAUAUAUAUUUUUUCACAUCCAGUUUUAUGUCUAAGUUAACUAUAAUAACCUUGUUUAGGACAGAGCUGAAUGUUAAGGAAGUUAACUAAAACUGAAAUCACUGUGGCUUCUCUAGGAACUUCCUUCAACUGUAGUUAAAGUUUAAUGACCAUAAUCUUACAACCAAGUGACCGAAGGACAAUGGAGCCAAUUACAAGAAGUAAUUAACUCAGUCAAACCACAUCACAAACAACAGCAUUUCUGCAACAAUGUUAUUAUAGUCGGUUGUAUUUAUGGAAAACAUUUUUUAUUUAGAUACAUGUACAGUGCAAAAGUCUUGAACCACCUUCUUCUAAAGAGCCAGAAUUUCUUGCUAAAGCAACACCUUUGAAUUCUUAAUUUGGUGUCCAAGUCUAAUGAAGUUGUCAAAGGGAAUAGUUUUAUUGCUGUGCACUUGCUGACCCCGAUGUUACCCCAGAUCAUAUCAGCUUUCUGUUAGCUGAGCUUUCUGAUGUUGCGCUCUAUUGCUCUAUAUCUUAGUAGUUAUAGCCUUUCAUUUCCUGGAGAUGUGUUUUGGAUCUUUGUCACAAUGACAAACAAACUGAGCUCAGACCAUGAUGUUAUGUUAGCUCUGCUGGGUAAGCAGUGUUGCCAUUAAUUUUGAACGAAUCUCCAACAGCUGUCAACAGCAAAGUCUUGCAAAGAUGCAGCAAUUUGAACCAAAAAUCUCAAAUUUACACUUAUGAGAACAAAAUGCAGUUUUUCAUUGGUUCAUUCAGGGUAUUUCUUUGUCCUAUUGUGUCUUUUUAUUACUUGUUGGAAUUGGUAACCCAUAGGAAUCAACCCUUAAGGCCCAGUUUACGCAGUCUCAUCCGAAUAUUUGGUGUUAAUGUGUGUCCGCUACUUGAACUCUGGGAAGUAAUGUGUCUCUAAUGUGAGAUGCUGGUAACUCUAAUGAACUUAUCCCCUGUGGCAGACAUAACUCGUUGUCUUUCUCUUCCUGGGAUUGUCCCCAUGAGGAUUAGUUUCAUCAAGGUGUUAGUUGGCUUUUGCAGCUGAACUUGGGAAAAAAAACCCUCCAAACUUCUUGAAAUUUAAUUGAACUUUAUAUCUUAAAGUUAUAAUGGAAUUUGAAUUUUUCAGAUUAGUGGUUCUUGCUACAGUAGCUGAAUAUUGUUGUUGAAGCGAACAUGUUUAUGUUUUAAUGGUAAAAUCUGUACAGAAUCUAUAAUCCUAAAAUUCAAAUAGGGCUGUUUUUUAAGGCCCAAUUAUAAUUGGUGAAUAAAAAUAUAGAAAAACCACAAUUAUGAUUUAUAUCAAACCAAGUUGGGUGCAAACUGGAAAAAAAGUAGCGAAGGCUUACAUUUGAGAAGCUGGAACCAGGGAAAUUGCUUCAGUGAUUCACUAUCAAACUAGAGGGCAUCAUCCUUGGUCUGAGACAGCUUAAUCAAGCAAUAUCACACAAGAGUGAGUGCUGUUUAUUGAAUAUUAGUACAGCUCUGAAUGGUUUGCAGGGACAAGGCCACAGCCAUGCCGAUAUUCUCUAAAGCACUAUGGCCUUGAGUGAGAUAUUGCUAUCUCAGGUAUAAAAUUAAUUUAAAGUAAUAAAUGGCAAGAGAUUGUGCUUUUAAAAAAAAAAAUAUAUAUAUAGUGUGGUUUAUUUUUUGAUGUAUUCGCUAUUAAAAUGGACUGCUGCCAGAAAAUACAUAAACACAUUAACUUGUCGGCUCCUUUGUGUAGGCAUUUUUUUUUAUAGUGGAACUUUAUUUCCACUCUUUGCCUCAAGUUCCAUGUUACAUGAUUUUGCUAUGGCACUGAUUCUCAGGUUAUGGUUGGUGUAAGAAGUAAGUGUCUUUGCAAAUUCUGUGUAACAUCUGUCACAGCUGGGCAGAGAAUAUUUCAGAGCCUUUGUGUUGCAGACAGCUGGCUUUAAAGCAGCCACAAUUUAGCUUUACAGUCAAAUAUAGGCGAACAACUAUAUUUAGCAACUUUGAAUGCAUGUGAAAUGUGUAUUGUCCAAUACAAAUCAGUCAAAUUACUUAGUUAAAAUGAUUAUAAAAACAUUGAAGUGACGCUUACCCUUUAAAGGCCAAUCCACAGCCUUUAUUUGUUGGCUUUAGAUCGCUGUUGUCCGGUAUUUCUGAUUCUUAGGUAACAUAUUUCAGAGAACAAUGACUCCUGAUGGGAAGUAAGAAAUGGUUCCAGUUGAAAGCUUGUACUAAAUGGUCCAUGGAAUCACAUGGCACACACCUUAUCAUUUCCUUAUAUCAGUGCUGGCAUAUUUUUGUGACAGUGAUAAUGAAAUUGUUACACUGACUCUGUGGAAUUCUGCUUAUUUCCUCUGAUAAAAUUUGUUUAGGAAUCAAUAAAAGACCCAGUUAAGAAAGUGGCCUAUAAGGAUAAUCAAUGAUGGCAGAGGUGUCAGUACAGUGUGUAGCAGUAUUUGGGUUAAGGCCAAAAGCCACUGUUUAUUUACACCAUUUAUUGCUACAGGGUUUAUCUUCGAUGGUGCUAGAAGCAACAGUCGCCAUUAAAUUAAAUUAAUACCAAGUGAAACUGACAGUUUUAAAUUAUGAACUUCUCUAAAUGAUGAUUUUUUUCAGGUUGUUUGUUUGUUGAUAAUCUUGUGCGGCCUACUGUGUAUGUCUAAAUAAUUUCUAUUUGUAGUGUUUGUUCAAACUGUUAUAGUUACUUUGCAGACACAUCCCAGCCUUAUUUUCUCUGUUUUAUCAUCUUUAGACUCUUUUGACCUGUUGGUCUGAUGUGCUGUUUGGGAAUUUUUAGACUUGUGAAUACUUGAUCAAUCUCCAGUAAGAAGAUAAUGUGGAAGCAUUUAUAGCCGUAAGGGCAGACAUAAGACAGACAUGCAGACUGUUAUCAUUAAUCAGAGCCGUUCCUUUUUGUUCCAUACCCCUCUAUACCGAGGCCUGCUUGCCUUUUGCUUCCUUUGGCCAGUGGAACUAUGUUGCACAUGACUCCUGAGAGUAUGACUGGUAUUCAUGUCACCCUCUUUGGCCUUGUAACUAUGACAGACAAAAUGUUCAGCAGCAGUUAUAUAACUGCCUCUACUGACGUCAUCGGCCUUGCUGGUGUCACUGAACUCUUGCUCUAAAGCACACAGUGAUUGUCCUCAGUAGCUGCAGGCUCAGAGCCAUUACGCCAUCAUUAAGACAUUUGGCUUUUUCAAAUCUAUUUAUUCCUUUUAUAAAAAGAGAAAGCUUUCCUUUUUCUGCCACUGAGACCAGUCACAUUAUGUGAAUUUGCUUCCUCUCUUUUUAUUUGUGGCAUGAAAUGACAUUACCUGAAACUACCGUGUGUGAGAGCUCCUCAGUGACACUGCACUAAUACUGACCUUUCAGAAAGGUUUUUAUGGUACUUCAUCAUUCAAAGGAGUGAGGAUCUACAUAAAUGAGGUUCUUUUAGAAGCUGUUAUCAUCAUCUGAGUGAUACACAGUGUGCUUUGUCUACAAAUAAAUGCCCCCCCCCCCACCCGUGUGUCUCUAAAAUAUAGCUGAUUCACAGGAUGUAACAUUUAUUCUUGCUUCACUACAAAAGGUUACGUUUAAGAAUCGGGUGUGGCCACACAUUGUGUGUCAGAUGAAGAAGAAAAAUGGGCCUCGCAGUGUGUGUGUGACCUAGAUCUAGUGAUUCAGAUCUCCAGUUGAGGGUGUUGGCUGCAUGUGCAUUACAACGUUGUUUGCUUUAGUGGAGUCACAACAAGAUCGUGUCAGGUCUGAUGGUGAAAUGAAAAGGGCCCUCCCACACACAUUUCUUUCUUCCUUUAAUGUUAAGUAAGCCAUAUGUAAUCUGUGAUGUCAUGGGGCAAAACCUGAACAUGUCCACUGAUGGCGAACUGGAGAGUUCACAUAGUGCUGUGAUACUUGAAUUUCAUUCUUAGUCUGGGUCCAGCCAAUGAGUUCAUUACACUUUCCUACUAAAACUUUCCAGUUUCUGAGUUGUUGUUUUUUUUUUUUUUUAAUUUAAGUGUUUAAACUUUUUUACUGAUUUUCACUCACUGUCCACUUUAUUAGGUACAUCGUGCUAGUACUGGGUUGAACUCCCUUUCCCAUGCAGCACCACCUUAAUUCUUCAUGGCACAGAUAAAACAAGGUGAACUCAAUGUCACGUUUAAGAAGUCAGUUUGAGAUGAUUUGAGUUUUGAGAGAUUAUCCCGUAGAAAGCCAUCAUCAGGGUACACUGUGGCCAUAAGUGGUUGGACAAUAUUCAUGACCUCAUCCAAGCUUUCAUGUUGUUUUCACUCCAAACUGACCCGACCGUCUAAAUGUUGCAAUGCAAGACUCAUCAGACCAGGCAACAUUUUUCCAGUCUUCUCCCAGAACAGUGGAAAGUAGCAUAAGAAAGGGCACAAGGCAUUUUUGCCCAGAGUAAUGAAACACCUCUUCGUUACACCCAGAAAAUUUCCCCUCACUGGAAAUCUCCUUUCUUUCCUUUUCCGAUGCUCGAUUUGAACUUCAGCAGGUCGUCUUGACCAUGUCUACGUGUAAAAAUGUGAUUGGCCGAUUACAUUUUUUCCAUUAACGAGUAGUUGAACAGGUGUACCUAAAAGAGUAGCUGGUGAGUGCACGCGCAUCUUAAGAGAAACACAGAAACAUAUGAUAAAAUUGAUGGAAAUCUACAGGAAGUUCUAUUCCACCAUCAAGAGGAAGCCAAAAAGACUUUUUUUCAGUUUUUUUUACAGAGCUGGCAGUGAUUUUAGGUUUCUUGAAGGACACUUCAUGAUUCAUGAAUUAUUAUCACAUUAAAGCAUGAGUAAUGUGCACACAUAGUUCCACUCAGAUGCAAUGGCCUCUUUAAGCUUAGCUGUCUGAAAGAGAGAAAACCAGUUGUGUUCCUUUAUAUAUUUGCACAUAUACACUGUAACAAAGGUUUAUGCUCACAAUAAACAUGGUGGAAUUUCAGUUAUUAAAAUCAAUGUAGGUACAAGAAAUCCCUUUAAGCCAAAGGUUCUUUUGUUUGCGAGGUGCAGCCAGUCUGGAGAAAGUUAACAAAAAGAGAGGGUAAACAAAGCUAAAGUAGCUGCACCUGAACUGCGUGGCAUGCACAGCUACUCCAAGAAGUCCAAGAAGACAAAUGUAGUGUAGGAAAGAAGCAUUACAGGUAAAAACAUAAAAAUAUGAAAACUAGUCAUUAUGCGAGUUGUUUUCCAGAGACUUCUGAUGAUCCAGCCUUCUGUCAUUAAUAAUGUAGAUGUUAUUAAUUCACUUUCUCAGUUGACUGAGCAUCCAUCCUGAUUACGUGUUAACAUUUGUACUACUUUUAAACCACUCAUCGGAUGAAUAAAAGAUGCACGAUGAGCAGGUUUUGUAUUCUGUAGUUCAGCUGAAAUGUUAAACUGCCUAAAAUAACAUGAAAUAUUUUCAUGUAGCUCAAAAAUAAUCAAAUCGAAUCAAAUAUCUGCAGUCCACUGAUUUUUGUUUCGGUAGAAUAAGAAUUAGGCAGAGUGGAUAUUUGGCCAUAGAGGAAGCCAAUAUUCAAUGUGUUUUAGUCUUUCCUCAAAGAGAAUAAUUUAUAAGCUGCUUUCUACUGUUCUGUGAAACUUAAGAGAGGUUUGCGUGCUCUCAGGAGGAGAGCAUUGAAGAUAUGGAAGCCAUCGUUUCAUAACCAGGAAAAUGAAACGGCAAUAGAUAGGAAUGGAGACAUAAGGUCAUUUUUUCCAUGGACUCUUUGCGAAAGGCUAUUUAAGUUCACUUCAGAGUCUGUGCAUAACAGAGGGGCCGGUUGCAGUUUCAUAAACACUCACUGGUGAAUUCAUAACAAUGACGUUCGGGUGAACAGCUCAAAAAUGCUUCAUUUGGAGGCGAUGUUUAAGAAUGAGACAGAAUCUAAUCAAAGAUCUAACUUGGCAUCCGAGCUUGAGUGGUGAAAAGAAAGAGCUCCGCUGCCCUUUCCACCCAUGCCCCAGAAUGGUGACCCACAUAUUUGCUCACACUGCCUUAGGUAAUUGCAUCUUUUUUUUCCCUGAGCAGCAGCAGCAGGCAAUAACAGGCUUGGAGUAACUGUGAUUCAUUUGGAAUUGUUGAAAGAAUAUAAUUAUAAGAAAAUUUGAGAGUGGAUCUACCUGGUGAAAGGAUGUUUGUUUUAUGGGACUGCUUUCUCAUUGAAAGGAUGCGACCAUCCACAUUCACCACACACUCCGUGCUGUGUGGUGAAUGUGUAAUUACAAGGCACUUUUGACUAAAGUGUUACCAAAAAGUAAACGUGGAAUAUAUGAAGAAGAAAAUCUACAUAAAAUAUGCAGGUUGACUAAUGGUUGACUAGGUUGAUGGCUGUGAGUUGUGAAUUAGUAGCUGCGAGGUUGAUGUGAACUAGGAUUCAUGUUCUUAGCUGAUUAGCUGAUUAUUCAACAGGUGCAUUAACAGGUGCAGUUAGGAAAACAGGGUAAAAGAACAGUUUUUUCCCCCCCACAGGUGUGGAUGUGUUAAACUGCUCUGAGUAGAGUGGGGUUCAGCUGUUGCCUGGGGCAGGAUUAGUGUGGAGCUUCUGUCUGGUAGUGAUGGGCAAAGCUUGUGGGAAAACUCUCCCGAGAAGGGACAUAAUGAAUUGUUUCUUUACUGUUUUCCUUUUUUCAUUUCAUGCAUUUGAAUGAGCUCUAAGGCUUUAGCCGUGGUGCUCCAUCUAUACUCAAUUACACGGUGUGAAAAGUCAUUUAGCAUCACCUCCGGAUGUGAUUUUUCUUCCUUCUGUGAGACAGAGCUCACUAUUUUGAAGCAUUAAGCCACAUAUGUCUUGAAAUUCUUUUCAUUUGUUCUUCUUUAACAAGUGGCGUUGAGGUAAAUCGUUUGUAGCCUGUAGCUGAGCCCACACUAACAAAUUUCUGCUAAAACGAAAGCAACUGUUGCACACUGAUAACAUGGUGGUGUAGGUCGACACAGCAGAAAAGUGUCAAUGAUGAUGUCUUUAAAAAAAUAGCAACAGAAAGCUACUGUCCCGUCUUACUGCAGUGUUAUUUUCAUUUGAGUCAGAAAAUAAACUUACUCGUGUUGCAUCAAGUCACUGUGUGCCACACCGAGCACACAGUCCAUAUAAAGAAAUUUAAAAUUAGGUGAAAACUCCUGUAGCAACCCAAGCAAGUGACCAUAGUUUAUCAUAGUUUAAGAAAGAUGAUACAUGAAAAUAUUGACACAGGGCUGAUCAGAAAGACUAGUGUAUUUAGAGGUAUAUUUUACUUUAUUUUACAGUAGAAAAAUAUUAAUUAUGGAAGCAAUAAAUGUUAGUAUAUUGGCAAUGCAGUGGCUUAUAAUAUACACUUUAUUAGGUACACUUUUCUAGUACUGGAUUGGACCCCUUUUACCUUCAGAACACUUUAAUUCUUCAAUAAACUGCGGGAAACCUUCCUCAGAGAUUUUGCUCCAUAUUGACAUGAUAGCAUCUCACUGCAGAUUGUAGGCUACACAUUCAUGAUGCGAAUCUCUCGUUACAUCACCUCCCAAAGGUCAUUUGAGUUCAGUGAACUCAUUGCGACGAUCAAUAAACCAGUUUCAGUUGAUUUGAGCUUUGCCACAUGGUGCAUUACCCUGCUUGAAAAAGCCAUGAAAAAGAUGGGUGCACUGUGGUCAUAAAUGGAUGAACAAUACUCGGGUCGGCUGUGGUGUUUGAACAAUCCUCAAAUGGUACUAUGGGGUCCCAGCGUUUCAUUUUGUUUAAGCCAAAUUCGGACCCUAAAGUCAAGAUAUUGCAGCAGAAAUUGAGACUCGUCAGACUAGGCAUGUUUUGCUCAGUGUGGUGAGUCUGUGUGAAUUUUAGUCUCAGUUUCUUGUUCUUAGCUGGCAGUGAUGGGACGCUGUGUGAUCUUCUGCUGCUAUAGCCCAUAUAUUCAAUGUUGGAUCUGUUCAGAGAUGCCCUUCUGCACUCCUUGGUUGUGAUGAGUGGUUGUUUUGAGUUAUGCUGCCUUCCUAUCGGCUUGAGUAGCUUGGGCCCUUCUCCUGUAACCUCUGGCAUCAACAGGGCAUUUACCCCCAGAGAACCGCUGCUCUCUGGAGACUUCCCUUUUUCAGAUCAUUCUCUAUAAACCCUAAAGAUGGUUUUGUGGAAAAAUCCCUGUAGAUCAGCAAUUUCUGAAAUACUCAGAGCAACCUCUCUGGCCCACUUAAAUCAAAUUUCUUUUUCAUUCUGACGAUCGGUUUGACUUUAGCGGAUCAUCAUCAGACUAUGUUUUCAUGCCCAGUUUUAGUCAUGUGAUUGGCUGAUUAGAUAUUUGCACUAAAGAGCAGUUUCAGCAUGUGUACUUACAGUAUUAAACUGUGUAGAUUUUGGCACAUAUACUGUAAAAUUAACAGUGACAUGCUGGAAAACCUUGAUGCCAGUAUUAAACUUUAGGUUAACAUGUACAUUUAUUGCGUAGCAGUCCUGAAGCUUGUAUCUCAUCUGUUGUUGUGGGUUGAGAGUGAGUUAAAACUGCUGUAAGGAGAAAUCAAAGCAUGCAGCCAGCAAGGUUGCUUUGGCACUUUAUUAAUAGUCAACAGUGUAACAAAUGACUUCCUGAGUUAUGUAUGAGAAAUCUUGUCGACCAGAAGAAAAAUGGAAACCGGCAGCUUGAUGGGCAUAGCUGGGAGAAAGUAGACACUACACAUUGUUACCAUGGGAACACAGAGUGAACAGCAGUGCCACCGUCUAAUUAAUGAAAGUCAGUGCUUCAGCAGAGGGCCGCAAUGACAUCAUCAAUACCAGCAGCACAGAUGUAGCGAGAGGCAAUAUGGCUUAAUGUCUGAGUAAUUAUACAAAUAGUCACUUUUCACUGAUGAAGCUGGAAGCAGUCUGGAAAAAGGUGCAGCAUGUAAAGAACGCAAUGAUGUGACUUCAUUAUGGAGUGACGCCUGCUUAUGAGCACUAAAUGUCAUCUCAUUAUCCAAUAGCAUGACCUACAUAAAAAGAGCGCCACUAAUCUCUAUGUAGUCGGAUGGUGAAUAAUGCAGUAAAAUGUGGGAGAUCUUUAUGAAUCUUAGAUCUUGUUGGUUGCUGGCAAGGUAACAAUGGACUUCAGAAUGUUUCUAUACAAUCAGUCUGGCAUCCUGUACUAUCUGCUCAAUGAUUUGGUACUGUAAUGUGUGUGUAGUGUGCAUGGAGUAUGCUAUAGAAAUAAGAACACAACACAGAUCUUUAGUUGCUUUCAGUUAUUUGAAAGUCUUUCAUUUGCUGACUUAUUUAUUCAUUUAAUACACAGCAGGUGUCAGGAGUUUCUGUGUUAACAUGUCAUUAAAUAUGUAAAUAGCGGUCAUCACUUUAUAUGAGAGUUAACAAUGCAAACAGGACUGCAGUAUAGCACAGCAGUGCUCAGAGCUAAACGCUACUGUCAGCAUAUGUUUAACUGACUUUAAUAUGUUAGCGUGCUACCAUUUGCUAAUUAGCACUAAAUUCAGCACAUUUGAGAAUUACAUGAGAAAAGCCAUUUUGGCCCAGUUUUGCAAUAUAUUGAAAACAUACUAUUGCAGUUUACUCUGAGAAUCUUCAGAAGACUAAAUCUAUAUAUAAUUAGGUCAAGGGCUCACCAAAGUCACUAAGAAACAUUUCUGGGAAUCAUUACCCAGUCAAGACAAACAACCGCCAGACCUGAUUGACCAGCACUGUCAUCCUUAAAACUAAGCCACUACACACAGCAGUGGUGGUAAUUAGGUCAGAGCGCCACAUCCUUGUUAGAUUUGCUCUAUCAGCCCAAAGAACAUUAUUCGUUUGGCACCAACACUACUCAUCCAUGGAGGGGCACAUUUGGAAGUAUUUGUGCUCUAAAAUGUUUUGGCGAGAGCUUCAGAACUUACAGUGUCAGACCUUUGAAAAAGACAGUCCCAGUGCUGUGUAUGCAUUACUGAAGCUUGAGGAAAAAAUUAAUGGAGCAUUAAGAGACAAAGCAAGCAUGUACUUAACGGGAGUUAGGUGGUGGAGGAAUCCUAAAGUGAAGCACUCUGUUUAGGAAAGAAAAGUACUCACUGACUUUGGAUCUUUUUUUUCUGAUACCUUUUAGGGCAUCACAAUUUCAGAGUUGACAGAUGGGUAAAUCUGAGUGUACCUUAUGCAGUUUAUUAACUUCAUUUUGCUUAAUUUCUGGAUGGAGUUUGUAGAUUUUUACCAAUCAUAACCCCAUGAAGCCUCUGAAUACCUCUGUGUGGUCUAAUUGUAGGUUGUUUGAACUCCUCGUGACUGAUUUAUCCUCCAGGACUUCUGUCUGUUUCAUUCACCAGCUCAUAUGAGAGAAGUGUCUUUUACAGGUCUGAUCACAGUAUAAGCAAACCUAUAUUUUUGCAAUCUAGUUUCUAGAGGCAUAUUUACAGUUGAUGCUUGAAGCUGACUCUUAAUAAUUAUUUACUAUUAUUCAUGCUUUUAGUCUGAAGUGCAUCGGUUUGCUUCUUACUGUUGCCAGACUGUAAGUGAAAGUACAUUUUAUUCUAGUACUUUUGUGAAAGUGACUUAAGCCUCCAGAAACCAUCAAAAUUAUCUGCAGUAACAAACCUUUCAUUCUUACUUUCGCUCGCUUUCUUUCGUUCUUGAGCAGGCUGAAAUUGCACGCGUAUAGUUUAGUUUUCCGUUUUUGGUUUGCGUUAGCACACAGCGCAUUUUGCAUAGUUUCUUUGUUUAAGUUGAGCCAUCGCAAACAUGUAAAUCGUGCUGUUUCUUCUUUGAGAUGGCUGCAUUAACGAUAGCUUCCUCGGGAUACAUUAACAAUACAUUAUUCUUGCUAUGUUUUCUUCUAUUUUUCUUUUUUCAACUUGUCAGCAAUUCCUUUUCCCCCCCAAGGUUGAAUUAGGUCACAUUAGCUGUGCUGCAUGCUCUACGACUUGAUCGGCUACAUUUCUUCAAUAUAAAUAAAUCCAUUAAUUACAACAGGUAGUGACUAAAAUUUAAGGACAGUUCACCUCUUCCCAGCCCUACCUACCAGAUUUGUCAUCUACCUGACUUUCAAGUUUCUCAGUCGUGACAGAAACUAGAGCAACCAGUGUGAUCACACUAUGGGAGUAACACAGAAAGGGACAGCACUGAAUGCAACACUGAAUUUGCUCAGUGCAGUAUGGGGGUGUCAGAGGUGCACUGUGCCCUCCACUUUGUUGGAUGCACUGUUACAAACUUUAGUUUUAAGUAAUGCAGACCUGUCAAACUAAGCUGUUCCUUCUGCUGUGUUUUAUUUGUAUUUUAUUUUUUUAAAAUAGUAUAUCUUUUUAUUCAUAGAAGAUACUUAGGAGUUCUGCAGAUAUCCCAGCAGUUCUGCAGUCACUUUCAUAAGUGCAGGACUGAGGAUGUUGCACAAACUACACAGAUGUUAGGUGUGCAAGACGUGUGUAAAACUGUGUAGCUGCAGUGGUGCAGCCACUAUCAGGAGUGGUAAUACAAGGCUUUUAGUUUCAAGGUUGGUUAGCGCUGACAAAUCACAGCGGAGUCAUGCCAACGAUGCAAGAGUCAGUUAAGAAGGUUCAAUCACCUGAUGGAGGAUGUUUAUGUCUCCAGAGAGGCUUCAUGUAUAACUUGGCUGGCAGAACUGGCAUCAUCCUGGUACCACCUCAUGAGCCAGUCACUGAAAUUGGGACUACUACAACAGCUGCAGGCUGCAUCAGCUGUGUGGAAAAUGUGACUCAUUACAUUAAGAUGGUCAUUGAGACAAGUGGUCUGCAUAUCUACCGUGGCCUCAAAUGUGCGUCUGGAGUUCAGGGACAUCUGGAGAGAAAUUCAAAUCAUAAAACAUCACGACGACCGGCCGAGCCAGAAACAGACGCUUUGACUUUGAAAUUAUGUGUCCAUGGUUUUUUUUUUUUUAAAUUCCAAAUACUUUUUCCCUGUCUGGGUUAAAACAUUGAUUUUCUUUUGUUGUCACCUUAGCAAUAAAACCUGUAUGCUUUAAAAGCAAUGCUGGGAAAAAAGGACCCAGAAGGACCCACAAAAUAUAGAAAACAAAGUAAAGAUUUUCAUGUCAUCUGUUCAGAUUAUUUUACUGAAACUGUUCUCUCCUCAAAUUUUUAAUAUUUUCUUGCAUUUUACAAGUUGCUCUGUUUUAUUGAUUUAAAUGGAUUUAGCAAAACCUCUUCAAAGUACACGCUGGCACUCACAGGUCAACACUCACACUCUUCAUUAUGAAAAGCUCAAUUUUUCUAAUUAAGAACAUGCACUUAAAGCUCUCUGAUGUCAAAGGCUAACUUGUCAAAGCAGUUGACACUCACUCUCUAAUGAGAUGAGGCACAACAGGUGACAACGUUGAUUCUCUUGUGCUCUGUGCUCUUUAUUCACACGAGAACUGGCCUUGAUUACAAGAUCUGCCAUUAAAGAAACAUAUUUAUGUAACCCAAAGUAUUUUAAAUAAGAAGGAAAGGAUAGCACAUCAGUGCAAUCAAAGAUGUGGCUAUUUCCUACUGAAAAGUUUUUUUUUUUUUUUGUUAUUAUUUUACUUAACAUUGUCUAAAUAAUCCAAAAUAUGGUCUCCUCAGUUGUUUGUGAGUAAGCAAGCCUCACAUGCAGUUAAUAAUGUAAACCAUCUAUGUUGCUAACAAGUACAGUAGAGCUUGAUAUUUGGGAAAGUAUAAGUGUAAAAAGAGUCUCACAUUUACACAUUUGGCACCUAAUUGUUCACGAUUACUGUUUUUAAGAUUAUGGUCUUUAAAGAUCUUAAAGAUCUUUAAAAAUUAAAGGUGCAUUCAGAAAUGUCAUAGGGAAACAAAAUAACUAAUUAGUCUACCUACCAUUAAGUUAUUAGAAAUCAUUUAUCAAGUAAUGAGGGCUAUAAUCAGUAGCAGUGAAAUCGUGGCUUUAGCCACAUAGACUAAGUGGCAUCUCCAUACAAAAGCCAUCCAUACAUGUCAUGUUAAUAAAAUUUAGGACUUGGUUAAAAUGGCUGGUGUACUGAUAGGCUUUGUCCAAAUAGUACAAUUAGAUAAACUACUGAUAUGACUGUGACAGUCAUAUAGGCGUACUACAGUAAAACCUCUGCCUCAUUUUUUAACGCUCCAAAUAAUUUCUCCAUGUAAAUGCUCUCUUUGGUUCUUUUAACAUUCUCGACAUGCCCACAUCUGUAGCUGCUUGUGAAGCCACUUGACAGACACAAAAUACUUGGAGGCUGUCCAUCAUUAAAGCUUGAAAUUAGUCAUGUAGACUGCUGACCCACAUUUGGGACUUCAGCUGAGGAGAGAAGGGAACCAGGAAGUUAAAAAAAAAACACACACAUAGGAAGUGUAUGGGGAAGUACUUGGGGGGCAAAACAAAAGUCUACAGCGUCUUGUUUUGGUUAUACAUUGAGGUGUUGUCAUCUUUCUGUAUGGCCUGCCUCCCUUCACCCUGCAGAUUUAAAUAAAUGGUUUAUAAACUUAUAAACAGGGUCAGACAGGCUAAUCUGCUCUGUGUUGCUGGCAGGGAGGAGGCACCGUUCACCACCUCCUCCUGCCCAUGUGAUUUGCCUUAAUAUAUCAGCAGUACCUUUAAGGUCAAUUUGCAGCAUGCCAUCACCCCCUCCUAUAGACUCCUUCUUGUGAAUGUAAAACUAUAUCUUAGUAGAUUAAAGGUUAGGCUCCUAUGGCCAAGUCUCGGUAGGCUUCACAGUUUCAAACAGUCGGAAAACUGCGGUGCAAAAGCCACAUUACAAAUCUACUCUUCUUUGCAUUGCUCUAAUGACAUUUUAGUGGGUUGUUAUUAUUCAUUAAGCACGUGUUAAAGAUUGCAAUCUGCCCCCUUCCUUCCCGGUCACAAGCGCAGGUUUCUUUCGGUUGUGUUGCACAGCAUUGCUGCUUAUGCUGCUGCUGCCUUCGUUACCCGAGUAUUGAGCUACCAGCUGACCUACUUUCUCUGCUCUCAGCCACUCGGUCCUGUUUACAAGCCGCUGCCAGCGGAGGAUGUGGAGUACAGACCCUGGAAAAGAGAGAGAGAGAGAGAAAGACCGCAACUACAGAAAAAAAAGCCACGAAUCAGAAAUUUGGUCCUCUGUUGUUGAUAAAUUAGGACUGUCAAAGCCGCAGAGAGCUCACCGGCGAUUAAUAACAGCACGUUAUUAACUUAAGGCGCUGUUAUGCAAUUUAACGCUUUCAGCGCUCUUGCUUGGUUAGUCAGAGGCUGCUGAUUGCGCUCGGCUGCUAUGCUGUAGUUUUUACAUUUUUUUUCUUUUAAAAAUGACUAGUUUGGUUAAAGUUAAGUGUGGAUUCGGAUUUCUGCUGGAGACCUGUUUUCAAGGAUUUGGCUUUUCGUUAAUUGAACUGAGGAGGUGGUGGACAACGGGACCGUGCUAAGUUUUUCUAAAAGAGCGUUCAGACAAGGACGGCGCGAAUGGGACUUAAAAGACUUCAGGAAGGGCCUGGUUGGCAGAAGGAGUGAGUAUGGACAACCUUUCUGAUUUCGGAGGCCCCUGUCCGUCUGGCCGCAGGGAAUGGGACACCAAUAGCUGCAUGGACGAUUUAAUGGAUGAAGAUGAGAAGGACAGGGCAAAAAGGGCAUCCCGUAACAAAUCAGAAAAGAAAAGAAGAGACCAAUUCAAUGUGCUCAUCAAAGAGCUGUGCACCAUGCUGCAGGGUCAGGGCCAUCCGCGCAAGAUGGACAAGUCCACCAUAUUGCAGAGGACCAUCGACUUUUUGCAGAAACAGAAAGACAUCACUGCACAGAACGACACCUGCGAUGUGAGGCAGGACUGGAAGCCUUCGUUUCUCAGUAAUGAGGAGUUCACUCAGCUAAUGCUGGAGGCCCUAGAUGGUUUCUUGGUUGCAUUAACUACAGAUGGUAACAUCAUAUACGUGUCUGACAGUGUUUCCUCACUUAUUGGCCAUUUACCGUCAGAUAUGGUGGACCAAAAUAUCUUGAAUUUCCUCCCGGAGCGGGAGCACGGGGAGGUGUAUAAGCUGCUAUCAUCCCACAUGCUGAUGACUGACCCCAUUGCUGCUGACUUCCUUGACAGUGAGGCACACAUUGAAUUUUGCUGUCAUCUAGCUAGAGGUAACAUGAACCCAAAAGAGCCACCUGUAUACGAGUAUGUCAAGUUUGUUGGAGAUUUUAAGUUUCACAACCAUGUGCCUACGUCGUCUUGUAAUGGGCUCGAGUUGACGUUACCAAGGAGUCUGCAGUCGUCUCUGGAGGAGCAGGUCUGCCUCAUUGCUACCGUGCGAUUAGUCACUCCGCAGUUUCUGAAGGACUUGUGUAACGUGGAAGAUCCCUGUGAUGAAUUCACCUCCAGACACAGCCUUGAAUGGAAGUUUCUGUUUUUAGAUCACAGAGCCUCGCCAAUCAUAGGCUAUUUACCCUUCGAGGUUCUUGGAACUUCUGGCUACGAUUACUAUCAUGUGGAUGACUUAGAGCUCAUAGCCCAAUGUCACAAGCAAUUAAUGCAGUUUGGAAAAGGUAAAUCCUGCUAUUAUCGAUUCCUGACCAAAGGUCAGCAGUGGAUUUGGUUGCAGACUCACUACUACAUUACUUACCACCAGUGGAACUCCAAACCUGAGUUCAUUGUCUGCACUCACACUGUUGUCAGCUAUGCUGAAGUGCGAGCUGAAAGAAGGAGAGCGUUUGGCCUUGAAGAUCUGUCGCCACCUGAGAUAGCCCCAUCCUCUGUGAAGGCUCAAGAGCUCUACCUGGACAUCUGCUCCACACUGGACGCUCCACGGGACAGAAACAGCGGUGCACGUUCGGUGUCCUCCCACAGCUCCCGGAAGUCCUCCCACACAGCGCUGUCAGACUCUGCAUCAGCAAACUCUUACACAGAAGCCUGCACACCAUCGUGGCAGUCUGCUUCCAUUGGGCCUGAAAAAACAUCUGCCAGAUUCCAGCCAAGCAGUUCAAAGAAUUUGGCACAAAGACAAAAUUCCUUUGACCUUGUUUCCCCAAUGAGCGUCCCCCUUUCUCCUACCUGCAGCAAGCACUCCGCAAUGCAACAGCAACCACAGCAGCAGCAGCAACAGCAGCAGUCCUCCAUGUAUCAGCUGCAGCAGCCGCAGCUCGGUGUCAUGAACCAGCUGAAGGAACAGCUGGAAGAGAGGACGCGCAUUCUGCAAGCUGACAUUAAGACACAACAGCAGGAGCUGCACGACAUUAAGGAGAAGCUUCAUCUUGCUAACCUACAGAUGUUGUUACAGCAGCCUAUCAACAAUGACUUUAGUCAGGCCCAGCAGCAGCCUCAGCAGCAACAGCAGGGCCCCGGAAGGCCUGCCCAGCAGAGUCAGUCUGGGGUCAUCAGACAGCUGUCGGGCCACCCUAAACCAGUCUGCGGGGCUCACAGCUCAUCCCCACACUCGCUCCUGAGAGAAAACAGCUCACCUUCAACACAGGUCCAGCCGAGGAUUUCCCAGAGUGGGCAGGCUCAGUCAGUGAGUUUGCCAGUGCAGACAAACACGAGUCUGACGAUGCCCUUCUACAGCAACCCCAUGAUGUUCUCUCAGACCAACACGAGGCCUCAGCAAGAUGCAAACCAAAGACACCCAGACAACCAGUUCAGCCAAGAUGGACAACUACGAAUGCUUCUCAACCAACCAAUGCAGACUCUGGUUCCCACCAGCGUCUCCUCGCAGCCUUCCCAGUGCAACAUGGGCAUCUCCCCAUCGAUAUACACCUUGGAGCAGCAGAUCCUCGCCCCCUCGUUCCCCAUGCAACAGGUCAACUGCAAUGCCGUCCUCGUGCCCUCGCCGGUCUUCACGUCUCCGAUAAUGAUCCCACACAACAGCUUCAUCACGCACCAGUCCCAGUCAGCCUACCACUCGCAGCCUCAGACCUCUCAGCACUCCCUGCAGCUCCAGCAACCACAGCAGUUCUUUCAGAUGACUCAAGGACUCGUACACGGUGGAUCUACUCCAGCAUUCUUACACACCACUAAUGUGCCACAGCAAAGCACCGUGGGAUACAUUCAACAGCCACUAGCGCAGCAGCAACAGGCGCCACAGCAACAGAGGCAAUACCAACAUUCCCAAAACCAGACUGGCAGCGUUUCAGAAUAUCGAAACAUGCUGACUCGGUAGCGUUGUGGACUUGACCGUUGUGCUGAGAUCUGCCUCUGUGAGGAGGCCGUGAAGGUGGAAGCACUUUGUGUCAUGUGGGAGUCAAACUCGAUGACAAGUUGGUUAAAAGUGGGGAAAACUGCUUGUUGUGAUCUUUAGAUGUGAAGCUGCCCUUUCCAGAUGAAGCCGGCCUUUUACGUCACUGGCGAGAAACCACAAGCAGAGAUUGCACUGACCCGACGUUGAACAUCGGGGACCCGAAGAAGUGUGAGGUGCUGGGCCUUCAUCUGCAGGCUACGUCGCACUCAGUGGGUCCAUCAGUGAAACUGCUGGGACGAGUGGUUUAUCAAAGCUCUUAAAAAGAAACUUUUUACAUGUUUACACGUGGAACAUUUUUGUCUAACAAAGUUUCCUUUAAGUGUCUGUUCACACUUAGGUACCACCUCCUACUCAAAAGUAGAGUAUUUAUUUUUGCCCAAUAGUUGUUUAUUUCAUUAACUAAUGGUGAGAUUCUCAACACCCCUCCCACUGGUGACAUAACUCGAGUGAAAAUGACAAAUCUCACAAUGGGAUUUGUGUGCAUGAGAACUCUACAUUUCAGUUGGCUCCCAUAUUGUCCCCAAAACAAGGUAUGUUCAUGGUAGGUCACAUGACAGGGGCUUUACGGUGAAACAUGCAGUGGUAAGAUGACCAUCAUAUCAAAAAUCAGGGUUGGUAAAUACUAAGAUGUCACACAUGCUAUAGGACCACGCUCAGAGAGUAAUUCUCCAGUUUUUUAGUAAGGUCUAUCUAGAUUUUUAAAGCCUCAAUCUGGGACUAAAGAAGGGGUGUUGCAGCUAUUGCACCACUUCCUCAAAACGAAUGACAACAGCAGAUAUUUGAAGUUACAAAUUUUUGGUGCUUUUGAUGAGCAGUGCGGGAUGAGUCCUCUUUUGAUAACCAACCUACCGAGUGAGUGGGGGGGGUGGCUUAAAUAAUGUGCCUUCAGCCGUGGUACAUCCAUGGCGCAGUUUGAUGGUUGUGUCUGAUUAUGGCUUUAAAAAUCCAGCUCAGGUCUAUUUGGAAUACAAAGUUAUAUUUUCAUAAGGUUAUAGAUUAUUAUUUUGCUGCAUCAGAGUUAAAUACAAAAGCCUAGAUUUGUAUUGGAUAUAUGACAAAUAUAUAUUGGAAGAUUAAGGUCCCCGGCUGUAAGGAUAGUGUCUCAUUCACAAGUUAUCCAUUUCCUGAAAUCCUAAUGAAAUCAUUUCAUUUUUAUUUAUUACACUUAUAACUGAAACACUACACGGGAAUUUUUUUUUUUUUUUUUUUUUAAACACAUAAGUUUGAAUUGAGUUUUGUCUGUUUGUGUUUGUGCUUUAGACAUUGAAAGGUCAACACUGGUCCUUGUGUCUUGCCCUAUGACAGUUUCACACAGUUCUCCAUUCAUCUGUAUGGACCAGCUGUGGUUUUACAAUACAAAGCAAUGCAGUGUAAGUUGAGUGUAAGCUUGGUGAUUUGAAUACAGGGUGGCAAAGUUUUGGGAUUUUCACCAGAUGACGGUCUGGUCUUAGGAAGCGCACGUUCCAUGGUUAUUACACAAUUAUUAUCGGUUACAUAAUAAACUUCAAUUUUCAAUGUAAAUAUUGGUUUAAAAAAAAGAAAAAAUGGUUCACUUUUAACAAUAAAUAUAAAAAAAACACGCAGGUGAGAUUCUCUAGUCUGCUGUGACAAGGCCAUUGCCAUUAUUAACCAUCACUUGUUAUAUCACGGUAUAACACGACAACGCUGUACCUGCACAGCUGUUUAAAUAUCUUCGAAACAGGGAAAAUUAAUUUAAGACAUAAGACAUUUUCAUUCCAUUUUUGUCUCUUUGAACAUCUGUGAAGGAAAACAAAGUACGCUCCAACCGUGACCACGUGACCCAAUUUAUUAGCAUCUGAAAAAUGCAGACAUGGAAGUACAGCAGCCUCUAUUGCAU